AUGUAUGAUAUAAAAAUUAUAUCAUUAGAAACUCUUUUCACAUACAAAUGCAAUGGUAUGCUUUGUGUAAGAUGCAUCAUAUAUUACUGUGCUAACCAGUGGCCAAAUUUAACCUCGAAAAACCUAUUAGGCCCUACUUGUAAUUUAUACGUGCUUCACACAUUAGAUUAUUUUGUGCUCAGGCCCAAGAGGCACAAUAUCCUAUGCGGUGGUGGUGCUGGCGCUGGAGCUGGUGCGUGCUCGUCGGCCGCCACGCCACUCCCGCUUCCGCCAGGCCCCGUGCCGUGGCCGGUGGUCGGCAACCUUCCUGAGAUGAUGCUCAACAAGCCUGCGUUCCGGUGGAUCCACCACAUGAUGAAAGAAAUGGGCACCGAUAUCGCCUGCGUCCACCUCGGCAGCGUCCACGUCGUCUCCAUCACCUGCCCCAAGAUCGCCCGCGAGGUGCUCAAGAAGCAGGACGCCAACUUCGCCUCCCGCCCACUCACCUUCGCCUCCGCCACCUUCAGCGGCGGCUACCGGAACGCCGUGCUCUCCCCCUUCGGCGACCAGUGGAAGAAGAUGCGCCGCGUGCUCACCUCCGAAAUCGUCUGCCCGUCGCGCCACAGGUGGCUGCACGACCGCCGCGCCGACGAGGCCGACAACCUCACCCGCUACGUCCACAACCUCAUCACCAAGGGGUCAUUGUCGUCGUCGUCGUCAGGCGGCGCCACGGUGGACGUCAGGCAUGUUUCUAGGCACUACUGUGGCAACGUCAUCCGCCGGCUCCUCUUCGGCAGCCGGUACUUUGGCGAGCCCCGGCUGCACGACGACGGCGGGCCGGGGCCGUUGGAGGUGGAGCACAUGGACGCCAUGUUCACCUCCCUUGGGCUCCUCUACGCGUUCUGCGUCUCCGACUACCUCCCCUGGCUGCGCGGCCUCGACCUCGACGGACACGAGAAGAUGGUCAAGGAGGCCAACGCCACCAUCAACCGGCUGCACGACACGGUCAUCGACGAGCGCUGGAGGCGGUGGAAGUCCGGCGAGAGGAAAGACAUCGACGAUUUCUUGGACGUGCUCAUCACGCUCAAGGACUCUGACGGCAACCCGCUGCUCACCCUCGAGGAGGUCAAAGCGCAGUCCCAGGACAUAACAUUUGCGGCGGUGGACAACCCAUCGAAUGCCAUCGAGUGGGCCUUGGCAGAGAUGGCGAAUGCGCCAGAGGUGAUGGCAAAGGCAGUGGAAGAGAUGGACCGUGUGGUGGGUCGGGAGCGGCUGGUGCAGGAGUCUGACAUCCCACAGCUCAUCUACGCCAAGGCAUGUGUCCGUGAGGCAUUCCGGUUGCACCCCGUGGCACCCUUCAACGUGCCACAUGUUGCGCUCUCUGACACCACGGUCGCUGGCUACCGCGUGCCCAAGGGAAGCCAUGUUAUCCUCAGCCGCAUAGGGCUCGGUCGAAACCCUGCGGUUUGGGAUGAGCCGCUCCGCUUCAAGCCAGAGCGUCACAUCAAUAUGGCCGCUGGCAUUGAUGGUGGUGUGGCACUCACUGAGAAUGAGCUGAGGUUCAUCUCCUUUAGCACCGGCCGUCGCGGGUGUGUAGCUGCAUCGCUUGGGACGGCUAUGUGCAUAAUGCUCUUCAGCAGGCUCAUACAUGGGUUCACUUGGAGCAAGCCAACGGGCGUGGCAGCAAUCGAUCUCAGUGAGGCGAAGCACGACGUCUUUCUAGCCAAGUCGCUGGUGCUACAUGCUGAGUUGCGCCUGCCAGCAAACCUCUACCGUGCCACCACCAUCUAA
Messenger RNA from Triticum dicoccoides, 1770 nucleotides. RefSeq names its product tyrosine N-monooxygenase-like. Bases 1 to 1770 code for a protein of 589 amino acids. NCBI's taxonomy places the organism in Eukaryota, Viridiplantae, Streptophyta, Magnoliopsida, Poales, Poaceae. Gene Ontology annotation, molecular function: oxidoreductase activity, acting on paired donors, with incorporation or reduction of molecular oxygen; monooxygenase activity; iron ion binding. The record is from RefSeq and is a predicted model, not a curated record. The transcript is spliced from 3 exons.